UAAUGAUGUCCAAUAAGAAAGGGGAAGGGGCAACGAUAGCCAAUGGCAUUUAGGAAGUGCUAAAGAGCAGAUAAACAGUGCAAGGUCUCCCGGAAGGAGUGCAGAGGCUCCUAGGAAAGAAGGUGUGACAGAAAACCCUCCUCUUUGGAAAAAUAUGUGGAAUCCAAACGUUCCAGGGCAACCAGGUGCAGCAUAUCCACCAAAUACAGGAUACCCACCUGCAACUAACCCAGCGUACCCUCCAGGUACAGUGCCUCCUGGUACAUACCCUGGACAACCUGCUUAUCCUUCUGGACAACCAGUUUACCCCCCAGGGCAAACAGUAUACCCUCCUGGACAACCUGCUUAUCCUUCUGGACAACCAGUUUACCCCCCAGGGCAAACAGUAUACCCUCCAGGGCAGCCUGCAUAUCCUGGACCUAAUCCAGUACACCCUGGGCACCAACCUGUUUACCCACCACAUUCUGGACCUGGUAUGCCAGGAUAUCCAGCAAUGCCCGGAGGACCAUUUAUACCUGGCCACCAUAUGGACAAGAAGAUGAAGAAGAAGAUGAAGAAAGCACAUAAAUCCCACAAGCACGCACAUGGAAGGAGAUCAUCAUCAUCAUCUUCCUCUAGCAGUGACUAGUGAUGCAACUAAGCCCCUCUGGCUGAGCUGUUUGUAUGUGUCCCUUUGCAAGACAACAUGAUUGACCUCUUUAAAACAUCAGCAUUUAUUUGCUGCUGCCAAGAAACCAAAGAAUGAUUCUUUAAAUAUUAUUGCAAGACUUCCACAGCAAGAGUGGUGCUACGUACUUCCACAGAUGCACAGUCCUUUUUAUUUUCUUAACCUGCUUCUAACAAAUAAAGAUUUCAUUUACUA
Xenopus laevis (African clawed frog) is the source of this 862-nucleotide messenger RNA. It is a transcript of the gene prr13.S, whose product is annotated as proline-rich protein 13. The transcript is spliced from 4 exons. The record is from RefSeq and is a predicted model, not a curated record. The coding region runs from base 155 to 628 and encodes 157 amino acids. NCBI's taxonomy places the organism in Eukaryota, Metazoa, Chordata, Amphibia, Anura, Pipidae.